This is a messenger RNA of Uloborus diversus, 1393 nucleotides long. RefSeq names its product D-amino-acid oxidase-like (gene Daao2). The record is from RefSeq and is a predicted model, not a curated record. Lineage: Eukaryota; Metazoa; Arthropoda; Arachnida; Araneae; Uloboridae. The transcript is spliced from 11 exons. Gene Ontology annotation, molecular function: FAD binding; D-amino-acid oxidase activity. The coding region runs from base 190 to 1209 and encodes 339 amino acids.
UUAAGGAGCGUGUUCUAUGAUAAGGGAAGUCUUUCCAUUUGACAAUUAGUCAGAUUCUCGCAUUAGAGCUUUUCUUUCUAACAGGGACUUUUAGGACUUGGGAACUAAAGGUCCUGUCAUUUCAAUUUAUGGACAGAAAAAAGUAAAAUCCAAUCCAUUUCGUUAAAGAACAUAUAAAUUAGAAGUUGCAUGGCGCAGUCUACAAGAAUUGCUGUCAUAGGAGGUGGAAUUAUCGGUCUAUCAUCAGCAGUCCGCAUUAUUGAGACUACACCUGGAGUGAAAGUCACAGUGAUUGCCGAAAAACUCACACCUGAAACUACAGGAGACGGUUCGGCAGGUUUUUGGUAUCCUUACCUUCUAGGUGAAGUUUCUGCAGCAGAAAUAAGGUUUUGGUGUGAAAACACAUUUAACUUUCUGAAAGAUAUUUAUAAGUCAUCAGAAGCAAGUGACCAUGGAAUUGGAUUAUUAUCAGCUUUUUUUUUACAUGAUGAGCCUCUGGAGAAACCAACCUAUUCUGACAUUUAUUUUCAAUGGAGAGCCUUAAAUGAUAAAGAGUUAGCGCUCUUUCCGUCACAUUAUAAGUACGGAGUUUUUGUCACGACGCUGUAUGCAGAAUGCUGUAAGUUACUUCCAAUGUUGAUGAAAAGGCUCCAAAGCAAAGGAGGUCAAAUAGUCAAAAGAAAACUGAAAAGUAUAGAGGAGCUCUCAGACAAAUUCGACAUUGUUAUCAAUUGUCCCGGAGUAGGAGCUGCGAAACUGGUUCCAGAUCCUAGUGUAGUACCUAUUCGAGGGCAGGUAAUAAGGGUUCGAGCUCCUUGGAUAAAGCAUGCUGUGAUGGCAGGAGAUGACUUUUACAUUUUGCCUAAUUCUGAAGAAGUAAUUUGUGGAGGAACUCACCAAGAAGGAAAUUGGAGCACAAAAGUUGACCCGAGUGAUCGUGAUAAAAUCUGGCAAGGAUGUACAGAAAUUAUCCCAAGCCUGAAAAAAGCAAAGAUCGUUAGAGAAUGGGUUGGCUUGCGACCAGGAAGACCAAAACCUCGCUUGGAAAGAGAAACUAUGAAGACUAAGAAUGGGAUAUUGGAAGUUAUUCAUAACUACGGUCACGGCGGAUCGGGUGUUACUUUAUUUUGGGGAUGUGCAAUACGCACCACCGAGCUGCUGCAAGACGUCUUGGCUGAAAGAAGAAAGAAUGUUAGAGCGAAUUUGUAAUGAGCUCAAUCCAUGUGCUUUUUUACAAUAUCGCUUUAAUCACAGAAUUUUGAGAAACGUGGUCAAUUUUAUUUAAAAUUUUAUCAUCUACAGAAGGAAUUGAUUUGAAUGUGUUUGUGAAUAUACUAUUAUGUUUUUUGCGAAACACUAUUUUAUAGCUAUAAGUGUUAUUGCUUAUCACAAA